Molecule: messenger RNA, 633 nt
Organism: Prunus armeniaca (apricot)
Lineage: Eukaryota; Viridiplantae; Streptophyta; Magnoliopsida; Rosales; Rosaceae
Source: the annotation of a GenBank genome assembly
AUGGUUGGAAGCAAACGCCUUAGGAGCAAAACCACCGCUAUGGCACACUCUGGAACGGCCGAAGCCUCGCUGCCACCACGAGGUACAGCUGCUGCCAACGAUUUGCAGCAACCUCUCAUCGCUGCCAGCACAUUCCAGCAGCUUUCCGGCGAGAUGCAGCAGCCUCCCAUAGCUGCCAGCUUGUUCCAGCAGCUCCCCGGCCAGUUUCAGCAGCCUCCCAUGGCUGCCAGCGCAUUCCAGCAGCUUCCCAGCGAGUUCCAGCAGCCUCCCAUGGCUGCCAGCGCGUUCCAACAGCUUCCCGGAGAAUUCCAGCAGCCUCCCAUGGCUGCCAGCGCGUUCCAGCAGCUUCCCAGUGGGUUCCAGCAGCCCCUCAUGGCUGCCCAUGCUGUCCAGCCACCUCUGGCAGCUACGCAACCUCUCCAAAUAACUGCUAUAGCAACCGGAACGCAGCAGCAGCUGUGCUAUGUGGCUGCUGAAAUUGCAGCGCAUCCACGCAGCCCCGUGGCCUCCUCCGUCAUGCAACCGCAAGGCCUAGGUGCCGGUGCCGCCACCCAUGACAGUGCCACCAUUCAUGACCAUCUCAAUGCCAUCUCGGUGAGGACUUCACAAUUUUUCACAGUACAAGACUGGUAG